This is a messenger RNA of Aegilops tauschii subsp. strangulata, 555 nucleotides long. The record is from RefSeq and is a predicted model, not a curated record. Lineage: Eukaryota; Viridiplantae; Streptophyta; Magnoliopsida; Poales; Poaceae.
AUGGUCUCGCUCACCGGCGCCCGCACGCGCGCCGGCCGCCCUGGCCGCGCCCGCACGUGCGCCGGCCGCUCUGGCCGCGCCCGCGCCCCCUGCCUCGCCCCGCUCCCGCAGGCUGCUACUGCACUACUCCGCCCGUGCGUGCACGCCCACGUCGUCGUGCCCUUGCCUGCCUCCGCGCCGUGCCCCGCGCCGCCCGGGGCUCGCCUCCACCGCUGCUUGCCGCCGGCCUCGCCCCGACUGGCCUCGGCUCCCCGUCGUCCGCUAGCGCGCCGUUGCCCCAGAACGAUUCCGCCACCGCCUGCCUGCCCCGCAUCGGUGGCGCUGCUGCGGUCUCGCUGGCCCGCGCGCCCGGCCCGCAGCGCCUCCCUGCUCGCGCGUGACGCCGCUGGGUGCCGGUGCUCGUCCCACGCAGCCUCCUCUAGCCCCGCCGCGCCGCUGCUCCGGCCACGGCCACGGGCCACGCGUCGGCCCCCCUUCACCCACCGGCCGCAGCGCCCUAUCGGGCGGGCUGGCGCCCAUCGUCCGGCGCCCGUAACCGCCACCCGCGCCCGUUAA